Messenger RNA from Polistes dominula (European paper wasp), 9169 nucleotides. It is a transcript of the gene E(bx), whose product is annotated as nucleosome-remodeling factor subunit NURF301 E(bx). Gene Ontology annotation, molecular function: RNA polymerase II cis-regulatory region sequence-specific DNA binding. NCBI's taxonomy places the organism in Eukaryota, Metazoa, Arthropoda, Insecta, Hymenoptera, Vespidae. Gene Ontology annotation, biological process: regulation of transcription by RNA polymerase II. The record is from RefSeq and is a predicted model, not a curated record. Gene Ontology annotation, cellular component: NURF complex.
UAAAUAUGACAUUUAAAACAUGUGCAUAUCAAAUUCUAUUAUUUAAUUAUAACUAUGAUGCUGUCAUCGAGAGUUUUACUGUAUAUUAAGAAUCAUAAAAUAAUAUUAACCUAGAUUUUUAAACAAUGUAUAUAGUGCUGAUUUAGACUUAAAUAAAAAUACUUAGAAAGUAAACAUACUGUUAUACCAAUUAUACUUGUCUACAUUUUAUCUUUAUAACAAGACAUAUUUUGUAUUCAACUAUACUUCAACAAGAUUUUUAAGCUUUGUACCUAUAAUAAUUUUACCUAUACAAUUAUAAUGAUUGUUUUUAACGAAAAAGCCUUUCAAUUUUUUAAAUCUAUCACUUCAGUGUCAUUCUAUAUUAAUAUUUUUCUAUGUUGAUAUUUAUAUAGUUUCAUUUCUUAGUUCUUAUGUAUCUUUGGUUAUACAACUGUACUUUUGUAGCUUUUAGUACAGUUCUAAUUUAGUAAGCUUGCCAUUCUUCUAUUACAAUUGUCACUAUAUUGCACUAUUAUCAGAAGCUGAGUUAUUUUUUACGGUAGACACUCGCAUAAGAGUCCUGUUUUACGAAAAAUUGGAGGGGCAAAUAUCGAUCAAGCUUCGAGAACCAUAUUCUCGGUCGAUCGUGAUCAGUACUUGUGGAAAUUUUGGGAGGAGUCAUGCACGAUAGGUUGAAGAAAGAAGAAACAUUAAUUUGUGCCAUGGCCGAUCGCCGUGUGAGUAAAAGGUUAGUGAAAGACAAUGACGGGGAGAGGUACCAAGAGACGGGGCCGGCCACCAAAGUCGGUGGUCAUGGAAAGGCCCAAAAAGUUUCAAUAUCACCUUAUGAAGAAGCCAAAGUAUUUGCAAAACAGGGAUUCAGAAUCGCAAAAUUCACAACCGGCUACACCAACAGUAUCAAGACCUUCUUCACCAAUUGAAUGUGAAGAAACCAGACGUAGCACACGAAAUCGAAAAACUCGUAUCACAAAGGAUAGACAAUCACGUAAAGGUGGUCAUUCUAGUUCAGGUGCAUAUCAACGCCGAGGUUACAAUCCAAAUGUGGAUUACAAUGACUCUGAAUAUCACUAUGGAUCUGAUUUUGGUGAUGAAUCCAGUGAGAAGAGUGAAGUUGAAGAAGAUCCUCUUCAAAGCGACUUAGAAUCUUCUGAGAGUAUAGAAGAACCUGAUCCAUCAAGCGAUAGUGAUUUUUCUCUCUCUAGUUAUAGUACGACAAGUGGUACACCACGCAAAACUCUUUCGAGUCAACAACGACAACCAAGUCCAGAACCAUUAUGGCUACAGAACAGAGACCUUCCUCCUCUUACUCCACCAAAAUCUUCAGAUGACCUAUUGGUUCCUAAGGGACUUGUAAUGCCAUCUCUUUCCAUUUAUGAGGUUUUAAGACAUUUCCGUUCAUUAGUGCGUCUUUCUUCGUUCAGAUUUGAAGACUUUUGCGCAGCCCUAAUGUGUCAAGAUCAAACUAAUUUAUUAGCUGAGAUUCAUAUUAUGCUAAUCAAAGCCCUACUACGAGAAGAAGAUUCACAACAAACUCAUUUUGGUCCAUUAGAUCAAAAAGAUUCUGUCAAUGUGAGCUUAUAUUUUGUUGACUCAAUGACUUGGCCAGAAGUUUUACGAUCAUAUGUUGAAAGCGAUAAAAGCUUUGAUCAAAAUGUCCUGCAAAUUUUAACUAAUUCUGAAUAUCCUUUUACAUCCAUUGAAAAUAGAAUCAAAGUAUUGCAAUUCUUAACAGAUCAAUUCCUUAUAACGAAUCCAGUUAGAGAAGAUUUAUUGCAUGAAGGAAAUAUGCAUUAUGAUGACCAUUGUAGAGUAUGUCACCGUCUUGGAGACUUAUUAUGCUGUGAAACUUGUCCAGCUGUUUUUCAUUUAGAAUGUGUUGAACCUCCGUUAGUUGACGUUCCCACAGAUGAUUGGCAAUGUAGUACCUGUAAAACUCACAAAGUUACAGGAGUUGCUGAUUGCAUUCCUGAUGUUGAAAAAAAUGGGUCCUUAUGUAGACAAGAACAUUUGGGUUUUGAUAGGCAUGGGAGAAAAUAUUGGUUUCUAACAAGACGAGUUUUUGUAGAAAGUGAAAAUGGAGAAGUUUGGUAUUAUAGUACACCAUUACAAUUAGAAGAAUUAAUGCACUGUUUAGAUCCUGUUGAAAUGGAAGUUGCAUUGUACCGUGAAUUAUCAGAUUAUAAAGAUGAAAUUGUACGUCAGAUGGAACUUACAGAAUCAAUUACUAAUCAAUUCAAGGGUACCAAAAAAUCAUACUUGGAAGUAGAAAAUAGUCUUAUACUAAAACUGCAAAAAGAGCGCCAAGAGAAACAGGAAAAAGAAGAAGAAGAAAAGAAAGAAAAGCAAAGGCAAGAAGCUGAAGAAAUGGUACGCAGGAUACAUGAAGGGUCUGAUGAAGAACGUUUAGCAACAACAACAGAACAAGAUAAAGGGAAAUUAGAAGAGCGAGAGUCUACACAAGUACCAGAAGUGGUAGCUGAAAACAUUGAAGUCGAUGGAUCUACUGCUAAUGUACCUACUACCUUAAAUACUAAUGUGACAAACAACACUGUGAAACCUAAUACUGUAUCAUCAUCUGAAGAAAUGGAAGAAGAAACAGCAGAAGGAGAAGAAAGUGUUCCAAAAAUAAGUAAAGAUGGUAAAAAGCAUACUAUAGUUACAAGAUCAAAAACAGGUUCUUUACAACCUCGUACUUUUAAUAUGGAUGAUUUAAAACGACGAAGUACAGUUUCAAUGUCUAAAGAAGAGCUUGAAAAGUUAGAUAAAAGUUUGAAAGAAGAAGGAGAUAAUACUAGAUUGACUAGACAAAAAGCACAUCAGAUUGCUUCCGGUACACAUCUCUUUAAAUUGGGAAUGGACAACAAUUUUAAAUCAUAUGUUAAUCAGUAUAGCACUAAUCCUGUUGCUUUGAAUAAAAUUCAACGAAAUGAAGAACGCGAUAAAAAACGUCACCUAUCACAUAAAUUUUCUCUUACUCAAGCUUCAGAAUUUAAAUGGGUUGGAAGUUUGACAGGAACUCGUGCUCUUUUAGUUAAUACCCUUCGACAAACUAUUCUUCAACUUGAAAGCAGUAUACAAGCUCCGUUUAUGCAUACCAAUUGGCCACUUUUGCGUAAACCAUGGACUAUUGCAAUAGGUUCUUGCGUAUUUGCAAGAGACUUUGCACGAGCACUUAUUGUAUUACAAGCAUGUAUAAAAGCAGUUGUAUUUGCUAAUGUUUGGCAUGACCAACUUGGACAUGUAAAAUUGCAAAGGGUAACAGCACUUGAACGAGAAGAAAAAAAACGGUUAGAUAAAAAGGAAAAGAAAGAGAGAGAAGACGAAGAAGAACGAAAUAGAUCAUUUAAUUUUGUUAAAUAUACAUUAGGCUUAAAACAUCAAGUAUGGAAACAAAAAGGAGAGGAAUAUAGAGUUCAUGGACAAGGAGGUUGGUUGUGGGUGUCAGCAGGUCGACGAUAUAGAUUUAGCGACAUGAGAAAGUUAGGUUUAAGAGCAGGGCCGCAUAAAAUUAUGGUGCAAAUUAAAGAUCAACAAGGAUUAAAAAUAUUAGCCUUGGACCCACAAACUUAUGAAUUUUUAAUUAAAGAAUAUUGUUCAAAUCCGGAUGAAAAAAUUAAUAUAGAUAAAAUGAGUAUCAAGAAAGAAAUAAAUGAUGACGAAUUAUCCACUGAUACCGGUACAAAAAAGAUUAAGCAAGAAUUUAAGGUAGAAAAUAUUAAAACUGAAGAAAAUGCAGAAAUUAAACAAGAAGAGGAUAAAAAUGGACCAGUAGCAGUUUCUAAAACAGAACAACCAGCAGUUAAAAAAGAAACUAAAGUGAAUAUACCCUAUUCACCUGGUAUGAAAAUUGAAAAAGUUUUUACACCAAUUAAAGAAUUUGAAGAAAUUGACAUAACAAAGGCAUUAACUACACCUGGGAAACUUCAUUAUCCAAAAAUUGGGAAGAAAACUAAAAUUGAUGAUUUUCUUGCACGUAGAACACAUUUAAAAUUAUUAGAAGAGAGAAGAUUAUUACAAUCUGAGAAAACAAAGGAACCUAUAGGUCAAACAGGAAGUCAUAAAAUAGCAGAUGGUGAUACUGAUGUUGAAAAUAAUGAUGAAAGUGAUACCGAUGGUGGAGAUAGUUCUUUACAGUUCAUACUGUCUGGUAAACCAUCCAAUAAAUCAAUGCCAUCAGCUGCAAAAGAAGUGUAUAAUGCAAUAGGAAAACGUCUUCAUCAAGUUAAAGGACAGUAUACAAACAUUUUGAAACUUGAGAAGAAUGGAAGUUGUUAUUCACGAUAUUGCAAUGCGGCAAUUACACCAGGAAGAAUAGCAAUUACUACGCAAAGUCUAAUGUCUACGUGUUAUUCUCCGAUUUGUCUUCAAAAAGCAAGAUUAAAACGCGAGCUUGUAGUGUUAUUUCGAAAGGCAAGUGUUUUUAACAAUAGUCCAAUAUCAUCAAACAAACUUGAUGCUAAUGAUGAGGCUAAGGAGGCAAUCAGAAGAGAUUUGGAAUCUGCUGUUGCUUCGGCAACUCACUGUAGUGAAGAAUUUCAAACAACAAAUGUAAAUAUAAAUAAAUUAUCAAAUUUAAAAGACGGAUCAUCGCCUUGUGCUAAAAGAAUAAAAUUAGAACAUAAAGGAUUGGAUAAUGAUUCUAAUUUAAAUAAAAAGGAAACUUUAAUUACAACCAAAAGUAAUAUGACAACUACUACUCCACAAACUAUUAAAACGGUUGACGGUAUUGUACAAAAUAUGCAGGAGAGCACUUCUCAUAAUGCAACUACACCUUCAUCAGAGACUAAAACUAGUAAUGUAAAUAAUGUAGUGUCCAAAACAACGAUUAUUAACAGAAGAGGAAGAACAGUACAACGAAGUACAGUAGCUAAAGAACUAAAUGCUGAUGGAACUGAAAGAAUAUAUACUGCCAGUUCAGCAGAAGGAAAAGUUUAUUUAAAAAAAAUUGCUAUUUCUUCAGCUGAAAGAAAAAAAAAACGACCAACAGUAAAAUAUCCUUUAUGUUCGACAUUUUGUACAAAAAAUAAACGUCGAAGUAUUUUACUUCUUCCAAAACAUGACUUACGAAAAUUAGCCAGAGUUGGUGGACGAAUAUCAGUUGCGGGUUUUCAUCACAUGGCUAAGGCAAACCUAUCAGUUUGGCCGUAUCCUUGCCCCAGACCAUUAUUUAAGACAUGUUGGAUAUAUCGAACAGUUGGUUUAAAAUCUUUAGCUGCAGCUGCACUUCAAUUAAGAAUCUUAUGGGCAUGUUUACGUUGGGAUGAUAUGGCGGCAAAACCAUUAUCUAUUGAUGGAAAACAUCAAAUUACAACAGAUACCGAAAUUAUGUCAUUGGAGAUCCUAAAACAUCGUCAUGUUGGACAAUUUUUAGACAGAACACAAUAUUUGCGUCGGAAAGUCGUUAUACCUUUAGAAAUGCCAAAACAAAUUAGAGAAGUAACAUCUAUAAGAAGUGGACUAAGAAAGAGAAAACGACCAGAAUCACCUCAAAACACUGAACCACAAGUAACAGAAGAAUGGGUUGAUGAAGAUAAAUUGGAACUAUGGGAAAUCAAACAAUAUGGUGAUAGGUUAGAGAAGGCUAAUGCCCAGAUUAUUACUAGGAGUCGCUCGGGUGUGCCACAAUCUGCUGGUGGUCAAAACAGAAAUUCUGGAACCAAUUCUGAUCAACUUGUUAGUGGUAAAGCUACUCCUGAAGAAAUUAAAGAAAAAAUGGAACAACAGUUGCGUAUGCAAAGAGCUGCUCAUCAACAAAAAAGAGCUUUAGAAACUCUUAAAAAUCCAGCUAACUCUGCUUCCCCGAACACACAACUUGUUAAAGUUACAUCUAACUCUGGCCAUGAUGGUUCAGUUAAAUUAAUUUCUAAAGUUGCAAUACCAGCAAAUCCAAAUAGUGGAAGUAAAUCGCAAUUAACUUCACUUCUAACAACACCAACUCAAAAUAAAACCUUUAUCGGAACAAGACGUAUUUAUAUGGCAAAAGCUGCCGAUGGAACAACAAAGGUUGUUUCUGGGCAUACAAGUAUUUUACCAAAGACAUCUCAAAUCCAAUCAGGAAAUCAACAACAGUCUUUAAUUAAAGCUGCAGGUUCAGCAGGAACAUCUACAGGCACUGUUCAGCACAUACAACAAAGGGUACAAAUUUUAAGAGGACCCGAUGGUAAAUUACAAGUUCGUGGGUUAAUGCCUGGUCAACAAUUAGUACAGAUGCCAGAUGGAAAAUUGCAUGUAUUGAAUACAGCACAAACUAUUACUUCUGCUGUUACACAUACUACGGGUACUACUUCAAGUACAUCGACUAUACAGGCUAAAACUGUAACAGCUAAUACAGCUAAAGUUUCUACAUCAAGUGCUUCUAAUAAAAAUAGUCCAGCUAAACUUGCAGUUAUUUCGUCACAAGUAUCAACAUCACAACAAUCACAACUGCAGUCGCAACAAGCAGUACAAAAAGGUGGAAAAUCCUCUACUGUAGCAAUAGCAAAUGUUGCUUCUACACAAUCUCCAAAGAAUACAAUAGUUGUUGCCAAUACUGGUCAAAUUGUACAAGGAGCGCAGGUAAUAUCUCCGGGUAGUCAAAUCCUAAGUGGAAAUCAGAUAGUAGUCACUAAUGCUAAUUUGGCUCAACAACUUGCAUCCGGAAAAUUAACAACACUUGGUGGACAUCAAGUUGUAAUUCGUAGUACACCAACAGGAAAUCAAAUUGUACAUUUAAAUCCAUCAAAUAGUAUUGUAGUAAAAAAUGCGGUUUCAUCAAAUAAACAAGUUCCAGCAUUGCAAGCUACUCAAAGAAUAGCAUCAACAGUUGCACAAACACCUGAAACAACUAGUGCAAAUAUUACUCCUAAUAAAUUGACUACUUCUACUGCUAAUCCUACCGCUCCAGCACCUGGAAGCAUAGAAGCUUCUUUGUUAGAGAAUCAACCAGCAGGUACAGUGAUAAAAUGUAUUACAGCUCAGGUAAUGCCGACAACACAAGGGCCAAAAAUACUUUUGCAAGGAUUGACGGGAGCAGAUUUUACGCCACAGCAACUUGCUAUGGUACAAGAGCAAGUAAAAAAUCAAUUACGCAAAGCUCAACAAACUGAAGGAAAGCAAGUCGUCUUAGGUUCUACAAAAAUUUAUUUAGCAGUUCAACCUGCACCAGGAAGUCAACAUGCACAGACGACAUCUGAAACACCAUCUACGACAGCAAGUACACCUACUGUUCCUACAUCAAAACAACAAGUACAACAUCCAACUGAUUCCCCACCACCUGCAACAGAACCUCAAACUGAUAUAGAAUCUAUACCAGAACUUCAACAAGCUUCAGUACCAAAUACUCCUGAAAAACCAAAAGUGGUUGUUCAACAGGUUGAUCGUGCCAAUAAUAUUGUUACAGAAGAACCUCAGAAUAUAAAUGAUAAUAAUGGAGAGGAAUCAUCAGAAUCUGUGCAAAAUGUAGCUAGAGAUGAAAAAUUUGUUCCUACGCCAGAAUUUGUAUACCAAACAAUCAAAUCUGCAUUGAAAGCACAAGAUCAUUCACCAGAAAUAGAAGAGAAGUUAAUUCGGCUAAACAAACAUCAAGAGAAUAUAAUCAAAGGGUCAGCGAGUUCAGCAGCUAACAAUCAAACUCCACGUUCUGCAUCUCGCAAAAGACCUGUAUCCUCCAACAUUCCAUCAGUAACAACUGAAAUCGACACCGAUUGGGUGGAAACUCCUAAAAAAAAGUCAGCAAUAAAACAAGAGAAUCGUGAAAUCCCGAAAAUACAGAAGUCGUCUGAACAAAUAGACAAUGAAGCUUCACCAAAAAAUCGAUUUGUAAAAUUAAAAGACUGUCAAGAACAAAGAAAGAAACAAGCACAAUCACGAAUGCAAGUUUUAUUAUUUCGACAUAAAGAACUUUUGAAAAAAGAUCUAAUUAAAAAGAGAUCAUUACUUGAAAAAGAAUUAAAAAUAGAUAUUCAGAAGGACCUAUCAGUAAAAUUAGCAACAAGAACUAAAGCAGAAAGACAUAAACAAGAUGAAAUAAAAGUAGGAAGUGCAAAACGUAAAGCUAAUGCUCAAAUAGCACAACAGGUUAGCCCACCAAAUCGAGGUGGAAGACCAAAAAAACAUAAGGCACAAGCAAACAGCAAUGUAUUACCUAGUGCUUCAUCUGCUACAACUCCAAGUCGAAUUAAAAAAGAAAAAUUAUACUGUCUUUGUAGGACACCGUAUGAUGAAACAAAGUUCUAUGUGGGAUGCGACUUGUGUAAUAAUUGGUUCCAUGGAGACUGUGUUGGUAUUACUGAAGAAAUGAGUAAAUCCCUUUCUGAAUUUGUUUGUACAGAAUGUAGACAUGCACGAGAUACACAAGAAUUAUACUGCUUAUGCAAGCAGCCUUAUGAUGAAUCUCAGUUUUACAUUUGCUGCGAUAAAUGUCAAGACUGGUUCCAUGGAAGAUGCGUUGGUAUUCUUCAAUCAGAAGCAGACAAUAUUGAUGAAUAUGUAUGUCCUAAUUGUCAACGUAAUUCUUCUGUGAAUUUUGCAAAUAUGAAAAAUCUAAAUGCUAAAGAUUUGGAUUUGCUGAAAAAACUAAUUAAACAGAUACAGGCACAUAAAAGUGCAUGGCCUUUUAUGGAACCAGUAGAUCCAAAUGAAGCUCCAGAUUAUUAUAAAGUCAUAAAGGAACCCAUGGAUUUACAAACAAUAGAGUUAAGAAUAAAUGAUAGAUCCUACAAGAAGCUAAGUGAAUUUAUUGGAGAUAUGACCAAAAUAUUUGACAAUUGUCGAUAUUACAAUCCAAAAGAGUCCCCGUUUUUCAAGUGUGCAGAGUCAUUAGAAUCAUAUUUUGUACUAAAGAUUAAAAGUUUGAGAGAAAAGUUCUCAGAAGGAAAAUAAACAAUCAAAACUGUAACUAUAAACGAAUAGAAGUGCAAAAUUGGCAGUUUAAUAGUGCAGUGUAAUAAUAAUGAUCUGUACCGGUACAUGUAGAGAUCAAAACUCAAAGUAGAGAUAAGUAUAUAAAAGUAGGAUAUAUUUAUUAGACUUGUGUGAUUUCUUUUUUCCUUUCUUUUAAACUUAUUCUGUGCAAUGGGUUUUGGACUAGAAUUUAUAAUUUCCUAUUUCUUGUAACUAUUCCAAACUGGUUAUGAAUUACCAGUGAUAUAUAUAAUGAACUGCCUUGUUCACAGAAGAUAAAAAUAUC